AACUUGACUUCACAUUAAUUUUUUUGCUGCCGGAAAUAGAAUAUUCCCCCACCCCAUAAAAAUUACUUCUUUGAAUUCUUUAAUGAAUACCGUAAUAAAUAAAAAACCCGGCAAACUACAUAGAAUAUUGGUCAAUGGAUCUGAUAUUGUUUAAUGUAGAAUGUUCGUAGCUUUCUGAAGGGGAAUUGAAUCACAGAUUGUGAGUUGUGGGCCUGUGGCCAUUCAAAUGGAUGACUCCAUCCGGCCAUCUCUAAGUUCAUCAUCAUCAGCUAGCUUUUCUUGGAAUCAUCACAGAAGCAGUUACUAAGGUGUCUGAGAAAAAGGAGGGUGGGGAGGGGGUAAUGGGGGCCAUUAGUGGAGAAGAGUUGAUGAAGUGGGAGAAUAUGGAAGAAGGUGAUGGAGUUGGAGGAGAAGAAAGGAUUUUGGUGUUAGUGAGGUUAAGGCCACUGAGUGCAAAAGAGAUUUCAAGGAAUGAAGUUUCAGAAUGGGAAUGCAUCAACGACACUACAAUUUUGUAUAGGAACAGCAUCCAGGAGAGAUCUGUCCUUCCAACUGCUUAUUCAUUUGAUGGAGUAUUCAGGGGUGACUGCUCUACAAGAGAAGUGUAUGAGGCGGGAACGAAAGACAUUGCCCUUUCGGUUGUUAGUGGUAUCAACUCAACUAUUUUUGCAUAUGGACAAACCAGCAGUGGCAAAACUUACACCAUGAAUGGAAUCACAGAGUACACUGUAGCAGAUAUAUAUGAUUAUAUUCAAAAGCAUGAAGAAAGGGCAUUCAUAUUAAAGUUUUCUGCAAUGGAAAUCUACAAUGAAGUAGUUAGAGACCUCCUCAGCUCAGAUAGUUCUCCCCUAAGAUUGCUUGAUGAUCCAGAGAAAGGGACGAUCGUUGAGAAAAUAACAGAGGAAACCCUCAGAGAUUGGAGUCAUCUGAAGGAGCUCCUAUCCAUAUGUGAAGCUCAAAGACAAAUUGGGGAGACUCACCUGAAUGAGACAAGCUCCAGAUCCCAUCAAAUCCUGAAAUUGACAAUUGAAAGCUCUGCUCGUGAGUUUAUAGGGAAUGACAAAAAAACAACCUUAACUGCAAGUGUGAACUUUGUUGAUCUUGCUGGAAGUGAGCGGGCAUCUCAGGCUUUAUCUGUUGGUCAAAGGCUAAAGGAAGGCUGUCACAUAAACCGUAGUUUGCUCACUCUUGGAACUGUCAUUCGCAAGCUAAGUAAAGGGAGAAUUGGUCACAUUAACUAUAGAGAUUCUAAGCUAACACGGAUUCUGCAGCCAGCCUUGGGUGGCAAUGCAAGAACUGCUAUAGUAUGCAACUUGAGCCCAGCAAGGUGUCAUGUUGAGCAAUCACGGAAUACUCUCUUGUUUGCUUGUUGUGCUAAGGAAGUGACCACUAAUGCACAAGUCAAUGUGCUGAUGUCUGACAAGGCCUUGGUGAAGCACUUACAGAGAGAGGUAGCUAGAUUAGAGACCGAACUCAAAACUCCUCCAGGAACAUGUUGCGAUCAUGUGUCUUUGUUAAGGAAGAAAGAUAUGCAGAUCGAAAAGUUGGAGAAAGAGAUUAAAGAACUAACAAAACAACGUGACUUUGCUCAAUCACGGGUUGGCAAUUUGUUGCGGUUGAAUGAAAGUGAUCAAGAUUCAAGCAAAACGCUAGAAUGCAAUUCUUCUUUUAAACCACUUGAAGACACCACAUGUGAGGAUGAAUGCUCGAUAUCCUUUUCAGAAAAUGGAAUAAACUCUGCUACGUCUAACCAACAAGAACAGAUAAAUUUUGAUGAGAUACCAAACAAAGGAAGUCCAGUGGUUGGAGUGUCCAAUGAUGGACAAGGCAGUAGUAGUGAUCACGAGGUAUCGCCAAGUUCACCUAUACAAGCAAGUGGUAUCAGUAGUUUAAAUGAAUCAUCCAAGCUUUCCGUGUCUAGUAGUAGUGUGAAGGAUUCUAGAAGCGUUAAGUUGACCAAAAGCAGAAGCUGCAGAGCAAAUCUUAUGCAUGACUCUGAGAUGGUUGAAAAAUGUGAGACAACACUUCACAAUUGGUUUGAGAAAGAUUUCACUCAAAGACUAGAGGGAGGCUUAGAAAUGAAAGAGUGUAAGGCAACUUAUUCUGAUGCCAGCAAAACUAAACUAUCAAGAAACAAUUCACGGUCUUCCAAUUCUACUACUCUCAUAGAUAAGCUUACAAGCAAAAGCAGUGCCCGUGGUAAAGAGGAAAUCCCAAGUGUUGACACCUUUGUUGCUGGUCUGAAAGAUAUGGCUAAGCUUCAUCAGGUUGAGAAGGCAAAUAUCCAUGAUAAUAGCUCAGCAGGGAAUGUGAAGGAUGUAGGAUUAUUGGAUCAACUGGCGGCUUCUUCUGAUUGGCCUGUAGAGUUUGAAAGGAUGCAGAAAAGGAUAAUUGAACUUUGGCAGACUUGUAAUGUAUCACUGAUCCACAGAACAUAUUUCUUCCUGCUGUUUAAAGGUGAUCCAACGGACUCCAUUUACAUGGAGGUUGAGAUUAGAAGGCUCUCCUUCCUCAAAGAAUCAUUUUCCAAGGGAAACACUGUUGUUCAAGCUGGUAAACUGCUCACGCUUUCAUCAAGCCUAAAAGCUCUUCAGCAUGAAAGAACGUUGCUUCGCAGUCUUAUCAAUAAAACCUUAAUGGUAGAUGAAAGAAAUGAGGUCUAUGAUAAAUGGGGUAUCACAUUGAACUCAAAACAAAGAAGACACAAUCUAGCCCACCGUGUUUGGAGCGAAACAGAUGUGAAUCAUGUGAAAGAGAGUGCAGCAAUUGUUGCUAAGCUAAUUGGUUUUUCCGGGCAAGGAGAAGCUCUCAAGGAGAUGUGUGGACUUAACUUCACUCCUCCCGUCGUCACACGCCGGAGAUCCUUUGGCUGGAGAAACAACAGCAUGGCAUCACUCAUAUGACUCUCAGCGAUAGCGUUAUGGAAAAAACAUAAACAGAAGGUAUUGAGCGUACUAAUUAGAAGACUUGGAGAGAUGAAUUGUCCCGUUUUUGUUCCCGGGAUGGGAGGGAUAAUGCUGACUUGAACUUUGUAUGCUUCAAUCUAUGAGAAUUGUUGGUUAGUUUAUAGCUUUAAGAUGUAGGAACUUGUGCAUAUAUUUGUAUUCUGUUAUAGACUGCUCCUUACUGGAGUUGUGUUAUGUAAUAUAUAUAGAUAUAAUUUGUCUUCCCCCCUCUCAAUACGAAA
Molecule: messenger RNA, 3187 nt
Organism: Cuscuta epithymum
Lineage: Eukaryota; Viridiplantae; Streptophyta; Magnoliopsida; Solanales; Convolvulaceae
Source: the annotation of a GenBank genome assembly